AUGAUGUCGUUGCCUCCCUCCCCACCCCUCAGCGAGUCUAUGUCCCGUCGGGUGAGUUCAAUGCAAUUCACACCGACAAGACCAACUGCAAAUGACACCCAACGCUGCCAUCAGCUCAUGUCGCAACACAGAAUCAAGAACAACAAGACGCAAUCAGUACCGUUCACCAUCAAAGACGCGAACCCCGUACUCGCUGCCAUUUGUCGUGGCGAGAUUCCCGAUGCCACUCCCGAACUCGUCCGCGCCUUGUUCGAAGCCGGAGCCGACGUCAACGUUGAACGGUACAAAAGCACGAGCUUCUUCAAAAAGCUGCAGGACGUCAACCAACAGGAUGUACGAAACCAUGUCCUCCGGGACGCAGUGAAGAACUGCCCCGGAGAGAUAUUCUAUCUACUGGCCGAAAAGGCCGAUGGCGAGGCCGUCAAGGAAGCCCUCCCCAUAGCAAUAGCGUCGGGCGAUGCGAACAAGACAUACAUACUGCUGGCUCGUGGUGGCGAUGCUUCACCUCUUUGUGACGCCUUUCUAGGGGCUGUCGAAACUGGUCCAGUUGACCUGGUCGAAAUGCUUCUCCGAGAUACCAACGGAGCAUGUCAAGCAUGCCGCGAUCAGGGCCUGGCAAAGGCGAUUGUCGUUGGGAGUUCACCAAAAGCAACUGUAUUACUCAACAAAAGGGCAGACCCAACCGCCAACGAUGGGGCCGUUGUGCAGUCAGCCAUUGAAGCCGGACUGGAAGAUGUCGCAAUUCUUGCGGUAUCUGUCGGGCAGAGCAGGCUAUCGCCAGCAUGUUUAGACAAGACUCUAGGAUUGGCAUACAGCCACAAGCAGUUCGGAGCUGUGCUGGCUUGCGGUGCUGCUGGAGCGAAAGGAUCCAACACCAAUGCCACUCUAGUCAGUGCGGUGUCAAGUAUACAGCCUAGCUUGGCGGACAGCCUCCUCCAAUAUGGCGCCGACAUUGCCACUGAUAACGGCGCUGCAAUCGCAGCUGCGGUGCGCACGAGGGAUCCCGCCAUGCUCGCACUUGUGCUUCGCUACAAGCCGCCGCCACAAGUUGCCAUACAGGCUAUGGUGCAGGUUGCCCGGCUUCAAGACCUCGAGCUUGCGUAUCAAAUGAUUGAUCAACUUCUUGUUGCGGGGGUUCGUGGUGAUUGUGUCUCCCAGGCUCUAGUCGCAGUGUUGGACAGAACCCAAAUGCCAGGGGAUGACCAUCGACGCUUGGAACUUGCUCGUCUACUUCUCCUCAAAGGGGCGGCAGAUAUUGACUGGACCCGAGGUCAACCAGUUGUCACAGCCAUACUCUCUCAGCAAACUAGUGCAGUUGGUCUGUUGUUGCAACACCGGCCCUCACUUGACACGCUAGAAAAUGGCUUGGAACAUGCCGUCACCAUCCAAGAUUCCGAUACAAGACUGCAAAUCACGAGAUUACUCCUGGGUGCUGGUGCUGGUGCUGGUGCUGGUGCCUCCGACUCCUCGAGCCGUUUGGAGCGCAUUGCUUUCAUCGCCGCUGCAAAGGAACUGCACUUGGACCUGAUUGAGUUCUUGGCGCCCAUUUCCCAUUCUCCACAAGCCCUCAUCAUCGAAGCCUUUGUCUCAGCGACAUCUAAUAAUAGCUGGUCUAGUCGCCGCGGUCUACCGACCAUACAGGCCCUGCUGCGACGUGGCGCUUCGGGAGAGCACGUCGAUAAUGCCUUCUGCGGAGCUGCCAGUCAAUGUAACCUCGAGGCAUUCAAUUUGUUGUUGCCUAUGGUCAACCGUGAUGCUCUACCGAGAGCCUUUGAAGCCAUGACCACGGGAUCUGCAAACUGGCAGUCUGAUGAAAACUUGGAGGCUGUCAACUCGCUACUUGAGGCGGGCUGUAGUGGUCAUCCAGUCAGUACAGCGCUCAUAUCGGUCUUGAACUCAUAUGUCAACAAGAGGGCAUCGGAAGAUUUGGUGGAUACUCUGCUUGAAUAUGCCGACGUCAAUUUCCAGCAUGGUGAAGCUGCCAAUAUUGCCGUCCGAGCUGGCGACGUCAUUCUAUUGAAGAAGUUGGCAGAGUACCACUUGAAUAGCGAUACACUCUCUAGAUCUUUCGCGACGGUGUUGAUGACGCCACUUGAGGAAUCUGUCGCACUCGCCUUGAUAGAGGCGAUUCUCGAGGCCACCAAAGCUUUGGGGAACAGGAUUGACUUGGAAAUGUGCUUACCAUUAUCCGGCCUCUCCUCAGUCGCUGCCUGCAUAUCUGCUCACUCUCAAUCUGUGCUUUUGAUCAAGCGGUUGCUGAAACUUGGCUGCAGCCCAGAUAACCAGUUCUUGGCAUCAUUGAGUCCUGGGUUUGGCGAAGAGUCGACUACAGCAUUACUAUGGGUCAUAGCCCAAAGCGAUGCCAUCUCUGUCGACAUUCUCAAAAUCUUAAUCAAAGCUAAGGCAAAUAUUGACUAUGUCGCACCCAAGUCAAGAUUAACGGCAUUAAUGCUAGCAGCUAAAGCACAUCGACAUGACGUGGUGAGGCUAUUGCUUAAGGCUAAUGCCAACCCCUUGCCGCGCGACUACCACGAGGAGACCGCUCUGGUAUUUGCAUCAAGAGCAGGGGAUCUAGCUUCCGUCAAGAGUUUGAUCAAGGCCAAGUCCAGUACUGAUGACGGCAGUCUUCACGAAGCUUCUCGUAACUUGCAUCACGACGUUGUUGCGGCCUUGUUGAAAGGCAAGCAUAACCCAAACUAUCCCAGCUAUGCAAAGCGGCAUAACGGACGGACAGCCAUGCAAGAGCUCGCGUCCUGUGUUCAAGAUGUGGGCGACAUGCUUAGAUUGGAGCAGACAAUAAGAGCCCUAUCGGAUUCGAAAGCAGACCUUUUACUACCACAUAUCCCUAGUGGUAGAAAGAACUCUCUUUUUCUUGCGUUGAACAAUCCUCAACCCAUCUCCGUCACUAAGGCGCUGCUAAAAGUUGCCAUGUGGACCCAAAUCAACCAUCCUGACAAUGUCUACAUUCAGCACCUGCAAUCUGGCACUAAGUGGCACUUUUCUCCGACCAUGUACGUCGUGAGUAGCUGCUUCACUGGUGACCAUAAUCAUGUGGAAGAACUGAGGACCAUGCUGUACAUGGCCCAAUGCCAAGAUCGAAAGUUCCCCGAGUAUGGCCCUGGCGAAGCCCAUCAACUUCUCCCUGAAGACGUAGUGGGCGCCCCUCAGCAUAUUCUAGAUAGAAAUGCGAAGCGAUUAGUAGACAAAGAGCUCCGAGAAAAGCGCGAGCAGGAUCACCAGACGAAAUUGCGCUUCAUGCAUGAAGAGGCUCUCCAAAAGGGAUAUAUUCAGGACAUGCAUGUCAAUCAGAAGCUGGAGCACGCCUCCCGAACACACCAGGUUGACCUGGUGAAUCAAGUCGAGAAAACGGAGCUGCAGCAAGGCGCGAUUGAACGAAAGAACGCCCUCGCAGCGGCUAGCCAGCAACAAGUCGAAGAACACAAGGCACGCAAUGCUUAUAUUGACGUAACCACACAACAGACGCAGCUACAGCUGAAGCUCAAUUUCCAAGAGCAACAGGCCAAGUCCAAGAUUGGUCAGCAAAAGAUGCAGAAUGUUCUUGCAGACGAGGCUCAAUCUUCCAAGCUCAGCUUCCAACAGCAACAGGCCAGGUCCAAGAUUGGUCAACAAAAGAUGCAGAACGUUCUUGUAGGCGAGGCUCAAUCUUCCAAGCUAAAGUUCCAACAGCAACAGGCUAAGUCCAAAGUUGGUCAACAAAAGAUGCAGAAUCUUCUCGCAAACGAGGCCCAAUCUUCCAAGCUCGCCGGCCAGAAGCGGGCGCAAGCCCUCAAAGCAGCUGGUGAUCGGUCUGCCCAGGUAUUGAAAGCCAGGGAACAUAAAAUGAAAAUGGAAGAGACACGAGCUAAGCAAAUGCUAAGGCGAUAA
Molecule: messenger RNA, 3885 nt
Organism: Fusarium sp. VM40
Lineage: Eukaryota; Fungi; Ascomycota; Sordariomycetes; Hypocreales; Nectriaceae
Source: the annotation of a GenBank genome assembly